Oldenlandia corymbosa var. corymbosa is the source of this 960-nucleotide messenger RNA. The record is from the annotation of a GenBank genome assembly. Lineage: Eukaryota; Viridiplantae; Streptophyta; Magnoliopsida; Gentianales; Rubiaceae.
AUGAUGGGUAGCAUUUCAGUACUGGAAUAUUUCUACAUGAUUAUACCAGCUCUUGCAACCUUUUACUUGGUCUUCAUUUACAUAAUAAAACCCGGCAGCCGUCGACGUCCUGCUCCUCCGUCACGGCCACCGCCUUGUCCCCACCCAAAGCUUCCGAUCAUCGGCCACCUCCAUCUCCUGCUCCUCACCGACGAGAUGCCCCACAUUAUGUUCGCCAGACUAGCCAAACAACUGGGCCCGAUCUUCACCCUCCAACUGGGCCAGGUCCAGACCCUAGUGAUCUCCUCCCCAAAACUGGCGGAGCAAGUGCUCAAGACCCACGAUCAGGUGAUGUCCAACCGGCCCCAGCUGAUCUCGGCGCAGUACCUCUCCUUCGGCUGCUCCGACGUCACAUUCUCCCCAUACGGACCCUACUGGCGUCAGGCCCGGAAAAUCUGCGUCACCGAGUUGCUCAGCCCGAAACGAGUCAGCUCGUUCCAACUCAUCCGGAGCCAGGAAGCGAACCGGAUGCUGUCCGCCGUGGCCGCCGCCGCGUCGGAAGCCGUCGACGUGAGCGAGAUGUUAUUCAAGCUGGCAAACGACGUGCUAUGCCGGGUGGCGUUCGGGAAGAGGUUCAUCGCCGACGAAAUGAGGGGGCUGGUGAAGGUGUUGACGGAGACGCAGGCUUUGUUGGCCGGGUUUUGUGUAGGGGAUUUCUUCCCGAGUUGGGAAUGGGUUAACUCGGUGAGUGGGAUGCGGCGGAGGUUGAUGAAGAAUUUGGAGGACUUGAGAUUGGUUUGUGACGAAAUCAUUCAUGACCAUCAUCAUGUCAAUGCAACAAAGAAACAACAAGGACAAGAGGAACAUCAGGAAGACUUUUUGGAUGUUUUGUUAAGAGUACAAAAACGAGAUGACCUUGACGUUCCUAUCACUGAUGACAACCUCAAAGCCCUUGUUUUGUAUAUGGUAUUACAGCUUUAG